Molecule: messenger RNA, 1401 nt
Organism: Neurospora crassa OR74A
Lineage: Eukaryota; Fungi; Ascomycota; Sordariomycetes; Sordariales; Sordariaceae
Exons: 2
Coding region: 329-1165 (278 amino acids)
Source: RefSeq, a predicted model, not a curated record
GCGUUGUUUACCUAUCAUUAGCGCUUAUUCAGGCAUCGAGAUAAAUUCGAUCAUAACUGGUCCGCAGAAUAGCAGCCGUUCUCGCCAAGAACAUUGAAGGGUGGUGUUACUCAGCGCCCUUGCACAGCAUCAACAUUCGGGCGUUUCAUUCGUACCACAUCGAGCCCCUGACGCCCCUUUUAGUAUAAGUCCGACGCUGGUCCAGAAUCUCAUAAAGAUCAUGUUCAGCUUUUGGUUUUGCUGCGCCGCUGGUGUGGAUCGGGGCUUGGUCGAUUGGACAUAUAACAUUGAGGUCUCGACCAUUGUCGGCGUUUAAGACGAGGUCAAAAUGGCAAGCUACAGCUACCAGCAACAAUACCCACCACCAGCACAGGUCGGAGCUGGACACCCUUACCAGCCGUUCCCCGGUCCUCAGCAAGCGGAGAAGACAGGUUUUGUGCCCGGCGAGAUUCGACAUCCAUAUCCGGACCAAGGCACCCCGAUGUUGCCAGAAAAGAACACAGGUGCCGGGUCGGGGUCGACCCUCCUCACGGUGAAACGGAGCAUCGCACUUGCCGUCAUCGGUACCUUGGCCCUGCUUCUUGCGACGGUCAUUGGUCUUGCGGCAGGUCUAGGUGUGAGCCAGAAGAACCUCCACGAUGCCCAGAAUGACUUGAAGUUGGCGCAAGCGAGCAUCACGGCAGGAUUUGGGGCAAUCACCUCAUCCCCGACAAUCGCAACUGCCACCUCCACCAGCACUUCAAGUGCGUCUUCGACUGCGACCACCAUCGCAAAAAUUGAGUGUCCAUCCAUCAACGGAACUUUUUACACGGCAACGGUGGCCGGUAAUUCUAGCAGCCCCGGUGGCAGCAGCAGCAAGAAGUUCCAGCGUCUCUGUGGCGUUGACUUUGGAAAAGGAGAAGCCGCCGACAUUGGCUCCGUAAACACGACCAGCUUCAACUCGUGCUUGGAUAAGUGUGCGGAGAAGCAAGGGUGCACCGGAGCGGGAUGGGGUGCGAUCACGAGCGACGAGGAAACCCAUCACACGUGUUGGAUGAAGACAAAUCUGACAACAAAGGGGCAUGAGGCGGUGGACGAGUGGGCUUUUGGAGUGUUGGAGUUGAGUGGUAGUGGGAAGGGGAAGGACAACGACGAUGGUGAUAAUAAUGAUCUUGAUGGGAACUGAGUUUGGUGUGAUAUGUUGAGGAGGGCAAUUGAGGUGACAGGCUAAAGCAAGGAGUCGGAAGGAAUGACUGACUGAUGGUGGAGAGGGGGUAGGCUGUAGGAUGGAAGACUGCUUGCUCUGAUAGGUGAUGCACCGACGCAUUGCGAACUGCUUUGUUCGUUUGCUGGUGUCGAAGUUGUAGCUGACGGGAGUUUUACCGGACUCCAUCAAAGACGGCUUUCCCCUUUGCCCUUUCC